Molecule: messenger RNA, 1878 nt
Organism: Mollisia scopiformis
Lineage: Eukaryota; Fungi; Ascomycota; Leotiomycetes; Helotiales; Mollisiaceae
Exons: 4
Coding region: 447-1637 (396 amino acids)
Biological process (GO): regulatory ncRNA-mediated heterochromatin formation
Cellular component (GO): nucleus
Molecular function (GO): siRNA binding
Source: RefSeq, a predicted model, not a curated record
UCCGAGUGCAAAUACCUCAGCUUCUCGUCCUCUCCGCUUGCUUUCGCUGAUGAGAUUGGAAUCUGCUGUCGUUCCUCUUUACUUGUGAAGCCUCAUUUUCGUUCUUUUCUGCCAAGAAACGUCGUUCAAUGAUUGAUGCUCCCGUUCUUCAUCGAGUUCAGAAUUGCCCAAAUGAUACCCGUUUGCACGCACAGUCUCUAAGCUCAAGCAAUUAGUCACUUCAAUUGUAUCCUCGCAAGCUUCCUACACUUCUGUCCCCAUAUCGGGAAAGAACCGCUCCAUUCACCUCCAAUCAAGUCGCUUGCCGAGGAUAAAUAAGCCAUCUCGAGCUCGUCAAAUUUCUCCCAGCUGCAACCACAAAAGAUCUGCUUCGUCACAAAACGCAAACAGAACGUUCAGUACGACAACACUUCCUUAAUUCCCACCUACUCUCACACAUCGUCACCAUGUUCCGCCGUCUCUCUUCAGGCCUCCCCAAAAAUCCGAUCUUCCCUCAUGAUCUCAAGGGCCUGGGAUACUUCGUCAACAAGAACGACGAGAUUCGAAGCAUUGAAGAUCCAAAGGCCUACUUCAAGUUCUUCAUUACCAGAAAUGAUCGCCACAACUGCGUCCAGCGCGAGGCAAUGAAUGCUAUUCGAAACCUCAUUGCUGAUCGUCUUCAAAAGCUCGGCCUCGAAAAGAUCCGACUUCCUCUUGGUGCCGAAGCCAAUGAGCCAAACCUCCCAAUCUUCAUAUCUUCCAACAUCCAAGACAAGAAGCGAGUUAUCAUCGUCUUCAAUGAGAGUUCCCAGGACCUCGGCGUCUUUGCUCAUCGUAUCAUUGGUGGCAAAGGAGGUGUUUCUGAAGGCUCGGCACUCAAUCUUGUCAAGUACAUCCAGUCCCAAGCUACCUCGCCAGACAACAAUGACCCUCCGGGAAUCAUCCUUGCGAAUAUGGGUCAAUUGAGAUGGUGGCGUCGUGGAAAGAAGGCUGUCACCCUGACUUCCUGGAAUGCGUUACCUCAGGACAGUGCAGUUGAGCAGGCUUUCCGCUUCGAUGAGGUCAAGAACACUAUUCCCUUUAACCGAACAACCUACGAGCAUGUUGAAUAUGUGUUCAACGAGGUUGUCGAGAAGCUUGUUGCUGCCGAUGCUCAACUGAAUGUCAUUGGAGUGUCCGAAGGAGCCGUCCAGGUUGAGACUUUCUUGGAAAAGCCAAAAAACUUCAACAAGUGGGGAAAGAGAGUUUCUGCACUCGCUGUCAUCGCUACCUACUUCCUCGGCCAUGAGAUCCAAAACCAAGAAUUUGCGAAGUGGUUUAUCAACCAUGGACGUGGCUACCUUGUCUCCAACGAACCAGGUGGUGUCUUCCUUGCAGACUACAAUGGUCGAAAGCGUAUUCCAGCUUACGGAUGUCCGGUCUUCAGUCUCGGUGAGCCUUACUAUGCAGAGACUCUGCUUCCCAAAGGCUACAAGACCGUCGUAGAUUGGUUCCAAGAAGUGGCUUCUGAUCGUGACUACGCCAAUCCCAAGUUCGACCGUUACGAUUUUGGUGGAAGUGACAAUGAAGAGGAAGCUGGGGAGGACGAUGCUGCAUGGAAUACGCAGGAAAAGCUCGGUACUAUCAAGGAUGAAGAGAGGAUCGUUGAGGUCGAGUAGGGUGGUAGCAAGGAGACUGCGAAGUAGAUCUGAGCACAUGAUGCGAAAGACUUAAGUUGCUACCGAGACCGACACAGGAUUAGAAGAUGAUAACAGCAAUGGUAUCAUAAGCUUAUGGCUCCAUGCACGUCCUCUCGUUUUCUCUCCAGCAUAGUCCCCAGUCUGUUUACAAGUACAUUGCGCUAUUUCACUACUACCAAUGUCCUUAGUGAAUGAAUAUGUUUUUAAUUGAGACGAACAU